UUUGAGAAAAUAUUUAAUAAGAAAAUACUAUUUUGAGAACUUUCUCAUAGUUUAUGAUGGGUGUAAUCCACACAAGCCAUGACCCGGGUCAGGCCCAGCAAAAACCACCCAAGAAAGGUUCAGGUACUAUGCAGCAGGGUUGUUUGGGUGGAUCUGUACCUUGUUCGGAUGGAUUUCAGCCAAGACCACCCGGUCAAGUUCCAGUACGAUCUGUUCGGUCUCGCACUAAGCAUGACUCAUUUCAUGAAAGACCCGGUCAACCUGCACGCCAUUCAAGGUUUUGGCCAGGUGAUUGCCAUGUGCCAGCAAGCUGGAGGAAUGCCUUUCCUCCCGGGUAUGUUCCCAUUUGCGAUACCAGGUUCACGGACUGUUGAUGUCCUUGAGCCAUCAGCGGACAGUUUCGAUACAGGUGGUGAAGUCGCAUGUUGUGCCCUAACGCGCUACCACAAACUUACAAAUGCCCAAACAAGAAACUCAAAGCGAUAUAUUUUUGAAAAAAACAAAGUGGGGAAAGCUCAUCAUCCAUUAAUGGCGGACUGCGAGACGGAGGUCGUGCAGGCCCUAAGCACCGUCAUCCAGCUCCACUUCGAGAAGACCCUCGAGAAGAAACGGGCAGUGGAUCUGCAGAAGAAGGAGCUGUGGAAAAUGUUCCAGCUCUUCUUCAUAUUCCUGGCCCUGGUUGUCCUGGACCAGGCCCAAUCCUCCAGGCUGCAGUGCCGCCACUGUUGGGUGCCCAUUGGGCUUCUCUCGAUGGGCCACCUCAUCUUCUACGUGUCCGUGGCCCAGACCCUGAGGUGCAUCAACGGGUUCAAGUAUCAGAGGAAGUGCCACAAACUGACCCUAGGGUUGGCCACCGACCGGCUGCGGCGGCUGAAGACCCGAAUCAGCAGCGGCGGCGCUACGGCGACUGCGGCGGAGGAAUCGGAGAUUCUUUACCAGGAACCGCCGGAGAGUUACUUGGGUAAGCUGAAGAGGAAUUGGGCAUUGCAUUUUGGGUUCUUGAUAUUGAUCUAUGCUUUCAUGGUCUCUUCCUCUGUUGUUCUUCUUUGCUUCUAGCCAUUUUCUCUGUUUUUUUCCUUAACCUCUUAACUUCUGGUUGGUUAGUUUUUUCUUCUCUGGCAAAUCUAUGGUGCAAUAUCUUUUAGGAUGGUCUCUGAAAAUUAUUUAUGUGAAUGAAUGUGGUACAACUCACAUCCAAAUUCUAUAAUCCACCUUUACACAAUAUUUUUUAAAAGUGGAAUUUUCUUACAUAGAAUUAAAUCAUAGACUUUCUC
Messenger RNA from Cuscuta campestris, 1274 nucleotides. NCBI's taxonomy places the organism in Eukaryota, Viridiplantae, Streptophyta, Magnoliopsida, Solanales, Convolvulaceae. The record is from the annotation of a GenBank genome assembly.